Colletotrichum spaethianum is the source of this 1095-nucleotide messenger RNA. RefSeq names its product sphingoid long-chain base transporter RSB1. Lineage: Eukaryota; Fungi; Ascomycota; Sordariomycetes; Glomerellales; Glomerellaceae. The coding region runs from base 1 to 1095 and encodes 364 amino acids. The transcript is spliced from 2 exons. The record is from RefSeq and is a predicted model, not a curated record. Gene Ontology annotation, cellular component: fungal-type vacuole; plasma membrane.
AUGACGACUGCAAAAGACUACCUCGAAGCGGUACUCGGCCAGUAUGGGUACAGCUUCGAGAACCCCCCGCCGAAGGAAAUCGUAGACCACCUCAAGACGCGGUACGCUGACUGGAUGCCCGCUUUCUGCUAUGAGGAGCCCCGGAGCGACUACUGCGAGGGCGUGCCGUCGUACUACAUGUACCGCAUUGCACUCGCACCCAACGUCCUCUUCGUCGUCCUCUUUGGGCUCUCGCUCAUCGCCUUCGUGGCCACCUACGCCGCCACCCGCCGCGGCUUGGCGUUCAACAUCGCCAUGAGCCUGGGCGUCAUCACCGAAAUUAUCGGCUAUGUCGGGAGGAUCAUGAGCUGGGGCAACCAGUGGGACGAGGUCGGCUUCAUGAUCCAGGUCUGUGCCCUCACCAUCGGCCCGGCGUUCCUGGCCGCCGGGAUCUACCUUUGCAUCCGCCAGAUCGUGACGGCGUUUGGGCCGGAUAACUCGAGGAUCCCGCCGAAGUGGUACACCGGAAUCUUCAUCCCCUGUGACCUGAUCUCCCUAGUCUUCCAAGCCGUCGGCGGCGCCCUCGCCUCCGUCGCCAACCACCGCCGCGAGCCCACCCGCACCGGCGACAACAUCAUGAUCGCCGGCCUCGCCUUCCAGGUCUUCACCAUGCUCAUCCUCAUGCUCGUCGCCGCCGACUUCGCCCUGCGCAUCCACCGCCGCGCCCGCCGCGCCCACCUGCCUAACCUCUCCGCCGCCCUCGACAACCACCCGGCCAUGGUGCGCCUGCGCGCCUCGCGCCGCUUCAAGGCCUUCCUCUCCGCCCUGGCCCUCGCCACGGUCUGCAUCUUUGUGCGCUGCGUCUUUCGCGUCGUCGAGCUGAGCGGCGGCUGGACGGGGCCUCUGAUGGGGCGCCAGGGCCUGUUUGUUGGGUUCGAGGGCGUCAUGGUCGCUGCUGCUGUUCUGGCGCUCAACCUGUUCCACCCGGCGUUCUGCAGCAAGGAGCUACUCGAGCCGCCGCCACGUAGGGAAGUUGCCAGGAGAACACCUAGAGAGGAGCCGAGCUUCAAGAUGGUGAAUUUUGUCAUUGAUAAUGAUGGGGGCUCCCGUCCAUGA